AUGGCCAAGAGACCCGCAGAGUCGGACGAGAAAGAGCUGGAGGCUGUCAAGAAUGGCGACCGACCCAUGGAAAUCGACCAAAACGAAGCGGGGGAGUUCGAAGACGAAUUUGAAGAUGAAUUCGAGAGCGAGGACGAGAUAUUUGAGGCCGGUGUAGACGGUAGGCCAGACGAAGAGAGGGAAGCAGAGGAGAAAGAACACGCCAUGGAGGUCGACCAAGGCACCUUCAUACCCGGUCGACACAAGCUCUCUGCUGGAGAGACCCUCGCACCCGAUCUAUCCACAUACGAGAUGCUGCACACAUUAGAAGCACCCUGGCCGUGUCUGUCCUGCGAUAUUGUGCCGGACAACCUUGGCUCCGAGCGAAAGACAUACCCUGCGACCGUAUACUCAGUGGCAGGUACGCAGGCAGCGCAAGGACGGGACAAGGAGAACCAGAUCAUGGUCAUGAAAAUGAGCAGCUUGUCGAGAAUGGAGAAGGAGGGCGAAGACGAAGACGAGGAAGACUCAGAUGACGAAGGCUCAGACCCCAUCCUCGAGACGAAAUCAAUACCAAUGACAAGCUGCACGAACCGGAUACGCGUACAUCAAGCACCACAGAGCACGUCAGCGAAACCAGCGACUACCCUCACGGCAGCCAUGACCGAGUCAGGCCAGGUUCUGAUUCACGACAUCACACCUCACCUCACAGCCUUUGAUACACCUGGCUCCACCAUUACACCUGCACAAAAUAAGCCUCUUAGCACGAUAAGAGCACACAAAGCGAACGAGGGAUAUGCACUAGACUGGUCUCCGCUCGUACCUGAGGGCAAGCUUCUGACGGGCGACAUCACAGGCAAGAUCUUCACCACAACACGCACACAAGGCGGCGGCUUCGUCACUGACACGACGCCUUUUACGGGCCACGAAGGCACCGUGGAGGAGCUUCAAUGGUCGCCCAGCGAGAAGACGGUCUUUGCAUCUGCGGGCAACGACGGCACUGUCAAGAUCUGGGACGCGCGCUCCAAGUCACGGAAACCCGCCGUCAGCGUACAGGUUUCCAAUACCGAUGUCAAUGUCCUAUCUUGGUCGAACCAGACAGCGCAUCUUCUCGCAUCGGGCGCCGAUGACGGCGAAUGGGCCGUCUGGGACCUCCGCCAGUGGAAGCCAUCCACCUCACUCUCGUCAAACGCUAAACCCUCCCCUAUCGCUAACUUCAAUUUCCACAAGGAGCAGAUUACGGCUGUUGAGUGGCAUCCAACAGACAGCAGUAUCGUGCUAGUGUGCUCUGGCGACAACACGCUAACACUAUGGGACCUUGCGGUCGAGCUUGACGAUGAAGAAAGCAGGGAUACCGGUGGUGUCCCGGAUGUGCCGCCGCAAUUGCUAUUUGUGCAUUAUAUGGAGCAGGUCAAGGAGGCGCAUUGGCAUCCGCAGAUUCCGGGUGCGGUCAUGGCUACGGGUGGGUCCGGCUUUGGUGUCUUCAAAACGAUCAGUGUCUAG
Molecule: messenger RNA, 1482 nt
Organism: Didymosphaeria variabile
Lineage: Eukaryota; Fungi; Ascomycota; Dothideomycetes; Pleosporales; Didymosphaeriaceae
Gene: rrb1
Product: Ribosome assembly protein rrb1
Exons: 3
Coding region: 1-1482 (493 amino acids)
Molecular function (GO): protein binding
Source: RefSeq, a predicted model, not a curated record